CCUCCACCCACCUCAGUCCAUUCUGGUCCCUACACCGCACCGUGCUCGGACCCGGGGCCGCCUGCGCCGUCGCUGCUCACGUGAGUCCCGCGGUGCCCCCUCCCGCCGCGCUGCCGGAGGGGCAUGGACUCGGGCCGGGACUUCCUGACCCUGCAUGGCCUGCAGGAUGACAAGGACCUACAGGCCCUGCUGAAGGGCAGCCAGCUCCUGAAGGUGAAGUCCAGCUCAUGGCGAAGAGAGCGCUUCUACAAGUUGCAGGAGGACUGUAAGACCAUCUGGCAGGAGUCUCGCAAGGUCAUGAGGUCCCCAGAGUCCCAGCUGUUCUCCAUCGAGGACAUUCAGGAGGUACGGAUGGGGCACCGCACAGAGGGACUGGAGAAGUUUGCCCGAGAUGUGCCCGAGGAUCGCUGCUUCUCCAUUGUCUUCAAGGACCAGCGCAACACACUAGACCUCAUCGCCCCGACACCCGCCGACGCCCAACACUGGGUACAGGGUCUACGCAAGAUCAUCCACCACUCGGGCUCCAUGGAUCAGCGACAGAAGCUGCAGCACUGGAUUCACUCUUGCUUACGGAAGGCUGACAAGAACAAGGACAACAAGAUGAGCUUCAAGGAGCUGCAGAACUUCCUGAAGGAGCUCAACAUCCAGGUGGAUGACAGCUAUGCCCGGAAGAUCUUCAGGGAAUGUGACCACUCCCAGACAGACUCCCUGGAGGAUGAGGAGAUCGAGGCUUUCUACAAGAUGCUGACCCAGCGGGAGGAGAUCGACCGCGCCUUUGCUGAGGCUGCAGGCUCCUCGGAGACGCUUUCGGUGGAUCAGUUGGUGACCUUCCUGCAGCACCAGCAGCGGGAGGAGGCAGCAGGGCCAGCGCUGGCUCUCUCCCUCAUCGAGCGCUAUGAGCCCAAUGAGACUGCCAAGGCGCAGCGGCAGAUGACCAAGGAUGGCUUCCUCAUGUACCUGCUGUCAGCUGACGGCAGCGCCUUUAGCCUGGCGCACCGGAGGGUCUACCAGGAUAUGAGCCAGCCGCUCAGCCACUACCUGGUGUCCUCCUCACACAACACUUACCUGCUGGAGGACCAGCUCACAGGGCCCAGCAGUACCGAAGCCUACAUCCGGGCCCUGUGCAAAGGCUGCCGCUGCUUGGAGCUCGACUGCUGGGAUGGGCCCAACCUCGAGCCAAUCAUCUACCACGGCUACACGUUCACGUCCAAGAUCCUCUUGUGUGACGUGCUCAGGGCCAUCCGGGACUAUGCCUUCAAGGUGUCCCCUUACCCGGUCAUCCUGUCCCUGGAGAACCACUGCAGCUUGGAGCAGCAGCGCGUGAUGGCAAGACACCUGCGUGCCAUCCUGGGGCCCAUGAUGCUGGACCGGCCACUCGAUGGGGUCACCACUAGCCUGCCCUCCCCCGAGCAAUUGAAGGGGAAGAUCCUGCUGAAGGGGAAGAAGCUUGGGGGAUUGCUGCCCCUGGGAGGGGAAAGCAGCCCCGAGGCCACGGUUGUGUCAGACGAAGAUGAAGCUGCAGAGAUAGAGGACGAGGCAGUGAGGAGCCGAGUGCAGCACAAGCCCAGGGAGGACAAGCUCAGGCUGGCACAGGAGCUCUCCGACAUGGUCAUUUACUGCAAGAGUGUCCACUUUGGGGGCUUUUCUAGUUCUGGCACCUCCGGGCAGGCUUUCUAUGAGAUGGCGUCCUUCUCAGAGAACCGAGCCCUCCGAAUGCUCCAAGAGUCAGGAAACAGCUUUGUCCGUCACAACGAGGGGCACCUGAGCAGGAUCUACCCAGCCGGGUGGAGAACAGACUCCUCCAACUACAGCCCCGUGGAGAUGUGGAACGGGGGCUGCCAGAUUGUGGCCCUGAACUUCCAGACACCUGGGCCAGAGAUGGACGUGUACCAGGGUCGCUUCCAGGACAAUGGGGCCUGCGGGUAUGUGCUGAAGCCUGCAUUCCUGAGAGACCCCAACACCACCUUCAACGCACGUGCCCUGACUCAAGGGCCCUGGUGGUCCCGGAAGCAGCUCAGCAUCAGGGUCAUCUCUGGACAGCAGCUGCCCAAAGUCAACAAGAGUAAGAAUUCAAUUGUGGACCCCAAGGUGACCGUGGAGAUCCAUGGCGUGGGCCGAGACAUGGCCAGCCGCCAGACUGCUGUAAUCACCAAUAACGGUUUCAACCCGUGGUGGGACACGGAGUUUGAGUUUGAGGUGGCUGUGCCUGAGCUGGCGCUGGUCCGCUUUGUGGUGGAGGAUUACGACGCCUCCUCCAAGAACGACUUCAUCGGCCAGAGCACCAUCCCCUGGAACAGCCUCAAGCAGGGGUACCGCCACGUCCACCUCCUGUCUAAGAACGGAGACCAGCAUCCAUCAGCCACCCUCUUUGUGAAGAUCUCCAUCCGGGACUAGGCCUCUGGGGUCAGGUGGGGUCCACCCUGAGUCCGUCAGGCCCUCUGUCCACACCUGGAGGCAGGGCUGGUGUGGCUGCUCCCAACCUCCACCGCGGAGCCAGAGGUCCCUGAAUGGCCUUCAACGCUAACACACUGUCUGUGCUGCUGCCUCUCUGGGGUUCCAGGAGCUGCCCCGGGCCCUGGAACUGUCCUCAUUUCCGUUAGCAACAACACUGCAGCCCUCUCCGCCCUCUGGCCAGUGUUAGGUCAAGGGUUUUUAUAAAAAUCACAGUAAGA
Urocitellus parryii (Arctic ground squirrel) is the source of this 2672-nucleotide messenger RNA. It is a transcript of the gene Plcd1, whose product is annotated as phospholipase C delta 1. The record is from RefSeq and is a predicted model, not a curated record. Gene Ontology annotation, molecular function: phosphatidylinositol-4,5-bisphosphate phospholipase C activity; calcium ion binding. Gene Ontology annotation, cellular component: plasma membrane. Lineage: Eukaryota; Metazoa; Chordata; Mammalia; Rodentia; Sciuridae. Gene Ontology annotation, biological process: lipid metabolic process; intracellular signal transduction.